GGGCUUGGGACUGGCAGUAACUCUAGAAGAGCUACAGGUGGUGUUCCAUUCAGACAAACGUGGAACAAAAAGAUUGCGAUAAUUCAUGGAUGACUUUUGGGGUAUAAUAAAGCAGCCCCGAGAAACUUCAACCACUCACCAGGGUCAAAGUAGGGCCACAAAUUAGUUUUAGGAACUAGGAUCUUGAGUUAGGUGUAGGGUUUCCAUCAAAAACUAGUAUCUGUUAUGAUGCCAAAAUGCUUCUCAAGAACCGUUUUUUUAAGAUUGAAUAAUCAGUCUCAACUGAUCACAAUUUUCAUUUAAUCCUGAUGAGAAAUAUAGUUGCGUUAAUAGUCUUGAAGUGAUGAACGAAAACGCUUUAUACAGUCAACUUUAUCGUAUCUAUAAACAACAAAAUAUCGCACAAUUCGCAUAGAUAAAUUUAAAUAGAACAAGAAGGACGAAAGUAACAUGAUAAAGGGUUUAUUGAUUUUAUUUCAACAGUACGGUUUCCUGUGAUCUGCUUAGUAGUGGAUAUUGAUUUUUUAAAAAUCAUUCGAAACUAUCAGUAAACAGACGAUAUCAAACAUUACGUUUUACUGAAACCGUUGCUACCAAAACAUCUAAACCUAAUUUAUAUACUCAAAAGUAUACUGACUUUGGUAUUGUACUGUUCUUGUGAACUCACUGGCAAUUAGUUGCGUGACAUCUCAUUUUGCAUUUGAGAUCACAAGUUCAUUUUCUUGGUCCCUUCUUUUAUCUGAGAUCUCAUUUUAAUCUUAAAACCAAUUCUUUUUCUAUAGUUGGCAUUAUGUAGCUUUCACCAUUAAUUUUUCCAGUAACUUACCUCCAUCGGCUUUUGAAAUCUAGAAUAUUAACACUGCUUAACAUCUUAUAAUUUAAUUCCAUUUAAGAUGAUUUAAAUUAUCCGGUUGUUCAUUUUUUGACUGAAAUCUCAUUAGCCUUGGUUGGUAUAUGAGGAUCCGGUUGAAAGUGCUUUGAUAUUAUGUAUCUCUUAUAUUUCUUCCAUGCUUGUUACUGUUUUUAUUAAUCUUCACUGAUGCGUAGUUUCCUGACAUUAGGUUUGUACACCGUUUCCUUUUAUAAAUGAUUAAUACUGCUAUUUGUAGGUUAUAAACAGCUGAAGAGAAUCCACAGAAUGAAUUAAUUCAUCUGCUACGUCCAUUCUGCUUGCUCCUCCAAACAUUUAAUAGAAAUUUCAUGAAAAUUUAUCUGCAUCUUCAGUCGCACAAAUAUAAGGUGUUCUCAUAGAUUAUUGAGGCCAUACGGUACUUUAACAAUCAUGUUUUGCAGGUAACAUGCCUUAUCGUUAAAUUGUUCAACGAUUGACCAAAACGUGGAAUUUAUUAUUGUGUAUGUUUGCUAAAUGAGUUUAAUUAGUUAGUCAAUAAUAAUGUGGUCAGUUUGUGAUAGAUUAAGCUAAUUGGUAAACUUUUGUAAGCCAGUCAUAGACUUCUUAUUUAUAAUGAUAUACUGGAGCGAAAGAUACACGAACUAAGCUAUAAUUGGUAGAACUCAUGCAGAAUUUCAUUGGUGUUUUUCUGUCUUAUAUGAGUGAAUCAAUUCUGUUGUCAUCAACAUAGUCGCUAAUACGAAAUGUUCUACUGUAGGGUACUAAUCAUAACUUCGUUUAUGAUCUUCCUCUUAGGAAAAGCUAACUGUGAUAUAAUUGACAUUCUCAAUUUGUUUUUUCGCUUGAACGGGAAUAAAAAUAAUCGUAGAAACAGAAACCGUGGUGAUGACAGUAGAGGCCUCUCUGAUUUUCUCACUAGUCUCUUUGAUUGGAAUGGAGUUUUCACUAAACUCUUUAGUUGGAAUGGACGUGGUCACCGGAGUGGUGGAUUUGAUUUUUAUGACUUUCUCAGUUUGUUUUUUGGUUUGAACAAGAAAGAUAACAGAGAUAAUAGAAGGUACAGAAGCGGUGGUGGUGGUAAUGGAGGCCGUAAGUCAAGACAUUUAAUAGAACAAUUGAUCAGUUAAUUUUACGUACGUUCUAUAUAUGAAAUAAAAGGUGUACUGUAAAAAUUGUUAUUUAUUAUGCUUCAUAAAAUUCUUUUCAUUGUUAGUCAAUACUUGUUUAGAACACUGAUAGGUUUUCUGUCUUAGAAAUUAUUUCCCACUGUAGAAACAACUACGAGUCAUAAUAUUACAAGAUUACAGAUAUUAACACCAAGCUAAAGUGUUUGAAAUGAUGGACCAGAUUUACAGAAAAGUUGGUUGUUUUUAAAGUUGAGCUAAACGUUUUGACGACUAAGCUUCUACUAUGUUUUAGUUGAGAGCUGGUACGUGUUUCAAAUACGGCUCACUAUUUUUGUGGGGCUAGGAUCUGACUCCAUUUAGAUCGUAUGAAUGAUUGUUGUCAAAAUAUACUUCCUGUCUAUCCUCGUAUGCAACACAGGAUUUAAUCAGUGUUGAUGAAUAACGAAGUUAAAUAAGUCAAAUACGAGAAUGGAUUUUGAAUACAUAUAUUUUGUACUCUGAUUGACAUGGACAGGAAAUCAGAAAGAUGAAGUGAAUAGGAGAGAGCGAAGGAAAAGUGACACGCAUUGGAGAUGGAGGAUAAGCCAACUCACUUCAACCAAGCGUUAAUCGAUAUUUAUAGUCAGAUAAAAAUAAAUUACAGGCAUGUAGUGAAUAGGAAAAGAAGUGUACACACACAUACGCUCACAUAACAUGAUCAGAAUCUAUUUCAAUCGGAAUUGUGAUUUUCAAUUACUUCACAUUCGUUGAUUUAGUUUGUUCUUAUAGCUGACAAAUGAAAACAAUUAGAACAAACGAGGACAAUCGUUUGAAAAUAAGGUCAUUAGAAUGAAUUAAUUUGUGAACUGUAGAAUAUUGAGAAAUCUCAAUUCUGGAUGGAAGUAGGUAUUGAUAACGUUAUUCAUAUUAGUGAAAGCUAACCAAUUCAAGAAGAUUGAAAGUUAAAGUAUGAAUAUAUUUCGAAGAUAUAUGACCUUGACUAGUCGAAUUCUGAGUAUGUAGUGGAUUUCAAUAGAGACGGGUUUAAGGGAAUCAUACAGCUUAUCUUUCCUGAUAUAACGUAAAUAGACGUUAUUAUAGAAAGAAAUGAAUUAGAAAAAAUUCAGCAUAUUCAUGAAUAUGACACACUUGACAUUCAUCAUAAGUGAUCUUGUCAUUAACCAGAUCAGAGGAAUAUGUGAUUCAUCAAGAGGUUUUAUGUUUAAUAAUUUCCUAGAGUUCGUUCCGUUUAUGAAUUAAAUAAAGCAUCAGCAAUAUUUGAAAGGCAAUAAAAUGAAUUCAUUUUCAUUUUGAGAGUUUACAUUAGCUACUCAUGAUCUAAUUCAUAUUAAUUGAUGAUAUAGAAUUAAUUAACCAACAAUGGUAACUGAAUAUUUGUAAUGACAAAUCGUUCUAGUUUAUAUACGUAUGUGUAAGGUCAUUUGAAGAUGAAUCCCGGAAAGAACACACAAAGCAAGUAAAGCAGUAAUUACCGACGAUUCAAAAGUUACCUAGGAAUAUUAAGAUAUUUGAUAAGGUCCUAUUAGCUCUAAGUAUUGGGUGAGUGUGAAUUAGGCUUGGAAAACUAUCUUUAGCAUAGACGAAAUACCGAUUAACUAGUGGAAUAUUGUAUAAUAAUAAUAACCAUGAUAAUAAAUAAAGGGCGUAUGAUUAAAAUGUUGAUUUAUCGAGUUAAUGAUCAACCAACAACUGUUUCUUUGUAAAUUCAUAAGUUUAAUUUGAGCAACAUAGUCGAAUAUUUCGUAAGAUUAAUUUAUUUAAACAUACAGACAUUGGUAUAUGGUUGCACCAAAUAUAUAUGCGUCACACAAAUGAUUCAAUUUGUGUGAGGUCUGGAAUACUGUCUGGGUUCUCAAACCGAGGCCAUACACUGAGCCUUUGAUCUAGAAGUCUAAUCUACAAGGCAGUGGGGCGAUGCUAAGAGAUGUAGUUUCAUGUUAGCCGGUUACCAACAAUUCGUUCAUACGUCACUUGUUUCCUCUGGGUUAUGGAGCCCAUAUGCACCAUUGGUUUAGAAUCAGGAUUUUCAAACUCUCCUAGGUUGAUCCUCUAUAUUCAUCAACCCGGUUAAAGCACCGAGCAUUCACUGUUUGUCUUCUCAAUUUCGUAAACAACGACCCCGACGAGAGAACGCAACGAGUUUGGACUUCCUUGGUAGUGGCUGUAUAGGUGUGGCCAUGUGUGAGCAUUUGAGGGAAAGUUUUUUAAAAGUUUUAUCUUAAAACUUAUGUGACAAAUUUUCAAAUUAAACAUUCAUUUUAAAAUAAAUGAAUAAAUCUCCUAACUUAAUUACCAAUGAAGAAUUCUUUUGUUGUUGUUUUAAAUGUUUGUUUCAAGUUAUAAGGCUAUUGUAAGUUUUAAGAAAUGAUAGAUCACCUUUCAAAACGUUGUGAACCACCGUAUUCUUGUUUAGAUUUGAUUCCUUUUAACCAUAAAAUAGACUAGCUUUUUUUGAGAGUAUGAUAUGAUAUCUCGAAUUCCCAUGUUCAAUUACCCUAUUUUGGCUGCAUAAGAUAAGUUUUCUUUUAAAAAAGUUAACACAUCCAUUACUGGAAUAAGUUAGGAGUGUACAUUAUUUUGUCUAUUACUAGCUAUUAUUGAGUUGCAUAUACCUACGUUCUAGACAAUGACUGUAAAAGUAUCAAAUUUUGAAGUCGUUUACAGUCGUUUUAGGUCAUAAGUCUAAGUUUUUAUUCAGAUUUUUACAUAGACAUCAUUUCCAAGUUAAUGUAUUUGAACACAAAAUCAGACAACCAUACAGUGAAUACUUCAUUUACAAAAUACCAAUCAAUUGUCUUAAACUUGACUGUUGCUUUUUCAAAAUAUAAGUCAAUCCUCUCAGACUUCAAUGUUCCUGCAUUUCGUUAUCAUCAGUUGAUUUUUGUUUCAGUUUUUUUCUUCUUGAGCUUCUGCUGCCAGAUAUUCUAUUCCUGAUUAGCUUUAUAUACUACUCAUGUUGAUAUAAGUAGCACACACCGCAAGAACACACUACUCAAACACUAAAAACGUGUUGGAUAACAUAAAAGUUAGGUAAAGACAGCGCGAGUUUACUAUAACGUAAAACUUCAAUGAGUUUCGGAAUAUUAUAAGACUAAAUCAAUCAUUUCCUAUAUCAGUUCAUCUAUAAAUGACCGGAAUCAAGACAAAGCGUUCACCAUUUAAAUGAAUCGAUUAACAAAUCGGCUCUUGUCGUCCUGUAUUAGAUUCCCUACUUUAUUAUUUAUAAUUUUCCUAUAUUUGUAUUCAAUGAAUUUUGUUUAUUCUUUUUUUGAUAUUAUUACUAUAGUUUCGCUCGUUAACGCAAGAUAAUACAAUGAGAAUUCAGUAGUAUCAUUUCUAAUUGAAGCAGAUCAGUAUUUGUUCUGAACUAAGCGAAAAAGUCAAUUCAGUUUAUCCAAUGAAUAAUGUAAUCAAAAGUUAAAUGUUAAUAAAUUUAUUGUUUGUAUGAA
Messenger RNA from Schistosoma rodhaini, 5429 nucleotides. Lineage: Eukaryota; Metazoa; Platyhelminthes; Trematoda; Strigeidida; Schistosomatidae. The record is from the annotation of a GenBank genome assembly.